Messenger RNA from Lecanosticta acicola, 1472 nucleotides. The record is from the annotation of a GenBank genome assembly. NCBI's taxonomy places the organism in Eukaryota, Fungi, Ascomycota, Dothideomycetes, Mycosphaerellales, Mycosphaerellaceae.
AUGCCCGAGGUACCAAUUCCUUUGCCUUCUCCCGCGAUUCAAUCAGACUGCGUCUAAUGCUCAGCUAGAUCGGCGAAGUUGCGCGCAUCGUGCACUUCCUACGAAAGCAUCUUGUGAACCGAACGAUCAAGUCCUGCCAAGCCUUCGAAGAUGAAAUUGUUUACGGGAAGGUCGGCUGUUCGGCCUCAGCAUUCGAGAAGGCCGUGACUGGAAAGAAAGUCAUGGGAGCAGGUCAGCAGGGGAAAUACUUCUACGUCACCUUCGACAAAGGCCCCCAUUCAAUCAUGCAUCUGGGAAUGACAGGCUGGAUCAAGUUCAACGCAGAAGAGACAGGGUAUUACAAGCAAGCCAAAGAGACUGCAACUGUAGAAGAAUGGCCGCCUAAGUACAUGAAGUGGCUGGUCAAAUGUGAGGCGGAGAAGAUCAACGGCGAGGACAGAGAGUCUGUCGAAGUGGCAUUCAUUGACGCGCGCCGCCUAGCGCGGAUACGUUUGAUCGACUGCGAUGCGGAUAACAUCAGGAACGAGACGCCACUGAAGGAGAAUGGACCGGACCCAGUCAUAGACAAGGACACAGUGACAGUAGAAUGGCUCGCAGAGCUACUCGGAAGGAAGCGGGUGCCUGUGAAAGCCCUUCUUCUAGAUCAAGCAAACAUCAGUGGAGUCGGCAACUGGGUUGCGGACGAAGUCCUCUAUCAGGCCAAGAUACACCCGGAACAGUACAGCAACACCUUUGCCCAGGAGGAAGUGAAGCGCUUGCACGAUGCUUUGAUCGACGUUUGCACGACGGCUUGCGAGACCUUGGCCGACAGCACGAAGUUCCCCGAGAAAUGGCUAAUGAAGUACCGUUGGGGCAAAGGCAAGAAGGAUUCGAACGUGCUGCCCAAUGGAGAGAAAAUUGUUCACCUGAAAGUCGGUGGAAGGACGUCAGCUAUCGUGCCAUCGGUGCAAAAGAAAACAAGUGGUCUGUCCGGCGAUGUCGAUUUGAAAGAUGAUGAUGAAGAGGAGGAAGAGAAGCCUGCCAAGGGUCGGAAGCGAAAGGCCAAAGCUGAAGAAGAGGAAGAGGAGGAGGAAGAGGGAGAAGAAGUUCUACCUGCUAAGAAAGAUCGCGGGAAGAAAGCGAAGGCUAAGACCAAUGACCCAGCCACAGCCACCAAAAAGGGACGUAGGUCGAAAAAGACUAAAGCUGAAGAGGACGAAGAGGAGGAAGAAGAGGGAGAAGAAGUUCUACCUGCUAAGAAAGAUCGCGGGAAGAAGGCGAAGGCUGAGACCAAUGACCCAGCCAUAGCCACCAACAAGGGACGUAGGUCGAAAAAGACCAAAGCUGAGCCCGCGGACGGUGACGCUGAACCGGAAGAAGCUGAGGAAGAGACUAAGCCCACCAGUCGUAGCAAGGCGACACCAAAACCAAGGCAAGAGGCGAAGUCUGCCACGCGUCCGUCCAGAAAGUCUGCUCGUACGAAGAGCAAAUAG